Messenger RNA from Zea mays, 2429 nucleotides. Its product is annotated as oxidoreductase 2OG-Fe(II) oxygenase family protein. The transcript has 7 exons. Lineage: Eukaryota; Viridiplantae; Streptophyta; Magnoliopsida; Poales; Poaceae. The record is from RefSeq and is a predicted model, not a curated record. Gene Ontology annotation, molecular function: mRNA binding; demethylase activity. Bases 391 to 2145 code for a protein of 584 amino acids. Gene Ontology annotation, biological process: mRNA catabolic process.
CCGGCCGGUGGGUGGCGAGCGCGGUCCGCACGCGCCCCCUACUACCCCCGUUGCCCGUCCGGUCCGACCCCCCGUAGGUCGCAGGCACAAAAGCGACCUGGCCCUUAACGGCAAUUCAGCCUCGACGCCGGAUCCGCGCUUCCCGACUCGCCGCUACGUCACCCGAUUGGGGCUGGCCCUGGCCACGGGCACCCGCCGAGGCAUUUAUAAGUACGAGCGCCCGGGUGAGCCAGAGCCCCACACACCGUCUUCCUCUGUUUUGCCAGGGCCAACGCCAUUACUAGAAGUCUAGAAGAGAGGUGGGGAGGCAGAGACGAGAGGCGUAGGGAAUUCGGGGGAGAGAGAGAGAGGCAGGGCGGUGACGAGCUUGGACUGGCGAUCGCGGGAGCGAUGACGACGGCGGCCGGCAUGCCGGGGUCGCCGGUGGGCUCGGCCGCGGCGGCUGGCGGUCCCGCGGCGCCCGAGGUGGCGGCCAUGGACGCGGUGAUCGGGUGGUUCCGCGGCGAGUUCGCGGCCGCGAACGCGAUGAUCGACGCGCUGUGCGGACACCUGGCGCAGAUCGGCGGCGGCGGCGGGGCCGAGUACGACCCCGUCUUCGCCGCGCUCCACCGCCGACGCGCCAACUGGUUCCCCGUCCUCCACAUGCAGAAGUUCUACCCCGUCACGGACGUCAACGCCGAGCUGCGCCGCGUCGCGGCCGCCCGCGCCGCCGCGGGGCCCUGCUGCUACUCGGAGGAGGAGGUCGCGUCCACGGUGAUCCACGAUCCCAUGGAAGACCUCCCCUCUGAGGCGGAGCCCGAACCCAGGCCGGAGCACCAGCAGGAUCCUAUACACCAGGAUCCGGCUCCGGAGGCCGAGGAGGCUGACGGCACCGUCAUCAACCCCGCCUUGGAGUGUCACGAGGAGGCGGACGCGGGGGCUGACUCCUCGGGAGAUUCGUCGGAGCGGAAGGCCCCCUCUACGGAAGACGACACCGUCCCAGACGGACAUCAUACUGAUCAAGGAUCUCAAGGGGAACACAUCCUACCAGAGAGCUAUCCCAUCUGCUCUGACCACGAGGAGUGCAUUGCCCGUCCUGAGAGGAUCAAGAUCCAGAAAGGUUUCGUGGCCAAGGAAUCCGUGAAGGGGCACAUGGUUAAUGUCGUGAAAGGCUUGAAGAUAUAUGAAGAUGUUUUUACAACAUCGGAGAUCAUGAAGGUUGCAGAUUUCAUCAAUGAAAUUCGUCAGGCUGGCAGAAAUGGAGAACUUUCAGGUGAGACUUUCAUAUUCUUCAACAAGCAGAUGAAAGGAAACAAGAGGGAGAUCAUACAGCUUGGUGUCCCGUUAUUUCAACCUACCACAGAGGAAGCUAAUUGUCACACAGAACCAAUCCCCCUUGUCCUGCAGGCUGUCAUUGACCACCUUGUUCUUUGGCGUUUAAUACCAGAAAGCAGGAAACCAAACAGUGUCAUCAUCAACUUCUUCGAUGAGGAUGAACAUUCGCAGCCCUACUUCAAGCCUCCCCAUCUGGACAACCCCAUUUGCACUCUUCUGCUGUCUGAAACUACGAUGGCAUUUGGCAGGUCACUUGUCACUGACAGCAACGGCAACUACAAGGGACCUCUCACACUCUCACUAAAGCAAGGGUCCCUAUUGGUGAUGCGUGGGAACAGUGCCGACAUGGCGCGCCACGUGGUGUGCACGUCGUCCAACCGGCGCGUGAGCAUCACGUUUGCAAGGGUGAGGCCAUCGACGCCGGUGGAUCUGAGCCCACUCCCGUCCCCCACCAAGGCCUUGACGCCCUGGCAGCCGCAGCCAGCCACGGCCUCCCAGGUGCCGGCGCCCGCGUGCAUGACGCAGAAGCCCCCGGUCAGCGGCGCCAUCAUCGGUUAUGCCCCGACCCCGCAGACCGUGCUGGCGCCCGCGGCCUGGGGCAUGGCCAUGCGAGCGCCCGUCAUGAUGGUGGCCGCAGCGCCUGCGAGGCCCAUGGUGAUGGCCUCGUUGGGCACCGGAGGCGGCAACAUCAGCAAGUGGAUGAGCCGCAGCGGCACCGGUGUGUUCCUGCCGUGGACGGUCGGGCCGAAGCGGUACAACAAGCACCUUCCGCCGCGCAUCCAGAAGCGCCGGUUCUCUGCGAUGAUGUCGCCCAUCGAGGCGCAGGGCUGAGGACCUGCCCGACUUCACGUCGCCGUCGAACCUGUGUUUUUUUUUUUUCCUUGAGGGCUUUCGGUCCGCCUGUAAUUUAGCCGGGUUUGUGACUUGUGACAAUGUGAGUGAGUAGCGGUUUAGCGGAGUUCAGAACCGGUAGAGGAGUACGAGCGUAGGGAUAGGUGAAGGCAGAAUCAGGGCAGGGUUUUCCUUUUGUUUUCAUCCUGUCCCCCUAUUUUCCGUUCCGAGUAAAACUUAUGGAUGUUGUUGUCAUACAUGCAUCAGCAGCUGAGUUUGGAUUC